UGGCCGGUAUCGAUGCGGUCAUACAACUUUUAAGAACCCAAAAACGUUUUGAAAUUGCUAACAAAAAUCGAAAAAUCACACAGGAUGGAGCGCGAAAUAGCGCACAACUUGUCCGGCGGCGAGCAGCGCACCAACGAUGUGGCACCUGGUCAGGUGAAAACCUUUGCCGAACUUAGCUUAAGCCGGAUCCUACUGAGAGGCUUAAAGCGCCACAAUUUUGUGACGCCAACGAAGAUUCAGGCGGCUGCCAUUCCAAUGGCACUGAGUAAUAUAGAUCUACUUGUACAAUCAAAGAGUGGAACUGGUAAGACACUCAUCUACGUCAUUACUGCCAUGCAGAGCUACCAUGCCAAAAUGUCGCGACCUCAUGCCUUGAUUGUGGUUCCAACUCGAGAGCUGGCCAUCCAGGUGCAAGACACAUUUUUCUACCUUUGCGAGUUCUAUCCCGACUUCAAAUCUGCUGCUUUUAUUGGAGGCACCGAUGUGACCAAAGAUCGCAAGCGGAUCCAGAAUAGUCGCAUUAUUAUCGGAACUCCAGGACGUCUGCUGCAUCUGUAUCAAAAUCGUGUUUUAGAUGUCUCGAAGCUGAAACUGCUUGUCUUAGACGAAGCCGAUCAACUGUAUCAGACAAAGAGCCUCCAGGAUACGGUGAAUCAACUUAUAGAAGUCUUGCCCAAAAACCGCCAAAUUAUAGCCUGUAGUGCAACCUAUGAUCAAGAUUUAGAUGAACGUCUGGCCAAGAUCAUGACCAAGCCCAUGCUUAUAUCGAAUUCCGAAAGGGCCACUGUAUUGUUGGGUAUCCGGCAGUUUGUCUACGAGCUGCCACAACAGACCAAUAGUGCGGAGGAAAUGCGUCUCAAGCUGGAGGUACUUGCCCAAAUCUUUAACCAGUUGCCCUAUGAACAGGCCGUCCUAUUCGCCAGCUCCCAGAUGCGAGCAGAUUCCUAUAGGAACUACCUAACUGCCAGUGGUGUCCAGUGCAAUUUAAUCUCAGGAGCUAUGGAUCAAUCAGAGCGCUUGAAUGUCUUUGAAGGAUAUAGAAACUUCACGAUGCGCAUUUUGGUGGCCACCGAUUUGAUGGCACGCGGUGUGGAUUCGCCGCAUGCCAAUCUGGUUAUAAAUCUUGAUCCACCACAGGAUCAUGUCACCUAUCUGCAUCGCAUUGGUCGAGCUGGUAGAUUUGGGUCUAAGGGAAUAGCCAUCACUUUCAUUGCCUCCCAAAAGGAGAGCCAGAAAUUUAAGCAAAUGUCCCAGAAAAUAGCUACGGCUUGGUCUGUCCUUGAGUUUCCAAAAGAGCCAAUGCCAAAGGAGUUUAAUUUCUGGGAUUUCGAUAAAUACAAUUUCGGAUAUUACAUCAAGGAGGACAACCCGCUGCAGGAAAUGCCUGAAAAACGGAAGUAUAGUCUUCAAAAUGGGGAAGAGGAGAAAGUUUUGGACAAAACUGAAAAACCAGAGGCCUUAGAAAAUCGUAAAAAGUUGGAAAAGGAUUUAAAUAAAUCUCGAAUUGGUGGAGAAAAAUUACCUGAAGCCUUAGAAAACGUUGAUAAACAAAUUAUAGAUAAUAAAAAAAAUAUUGAGACUAAAGAAAAGAUGGACUUGGACAACCUACCAAGUACCUCACAGAAAAAUAAGAAUACUAAUUUAUCAAAACAAUCUAAAAUGGAAAUUUCAAAGCAAGCCAAAAAAGUUCCUUUGGCCGAAGAGGAGGCCUUAAAAAUGUAUGAAACUUCAACAACGAAACAGGAUAAACCAAAUAGGUCUAUCAAUCCAUCCAAAUUAUUUACAGAUGCUUUAGCAGGGAUCGAGAAACAAAAUACUGAAGAUGAAAGGCUGCUCACGCCAGUGAUUACAGUAAAUGAAUAUUAUAAAGAUGAUACAAGUUAUAAAUCAACGGGGAACAAAGAGAAUCAACCUGAUAAUGGAACAGGCUGUCCUCUUCAGAUAAAGAACAUCCUAAACGCAGGAGAAAUCACAUCGCCCGAACUAACACCUAACCUAACCCAGGAGCCAUCGCCAACCACUGUGACACCACCUGCUCCGCCAGUCAAUUCGAUUAACAACAAGACCUAUUGCCUGGCUGCUCCCACGCAGACCAGUUCGAUGACUAUCCAAAACAUGGUCAUAUCGAAUACCGUGGACGAUGCCAGCAGCAUCAGUUCGGAUAGCAUGGGAUGUGGCUAUCACAGUGAUAAAUCCUACGAUACCAUCUAUACAACCAGUGAUGAGGAGCUCAUCUGGGAGAGAUUUGAGACUAACCAGAAGCGUAAGCUGAAGAAAAGCAAGGCAAAACGCCGUCAGCUGUUGUACCAGAAACAGCAGCCUGAACCAAAGUCCAACCUGAAUGUUAGGCGUAAACCUAUACCAAUGACACCUAAGCUAUAUACAAAUAUAUCACUUUUGACUGGCGGAAAUCUGUAUCAUCUUCUUAAGAAAUUCAAAAAUCGUGAACGAAUUUUAGAAAAGCUGCAGGACUUGCGAAGGAAAGAAAAUAUGAAUAAUACAAAGGCUGCCAUCUUACUGGACAAGUUUUAUGCCACCAUGCUGUCAAUUUAUUAUGACAAUCCCAUGGAGUCGAAUAAGAAAGUAUUACAGUCCCUAAAAGAGGAUUUAGUGUCCAUUGGAUAUAGUCCGAGUCAGGAAUCUUUGUUAUUAGAAAACCCGGAGCCACAGAACAAGCUGAGCGUGCAUAUUACCAAUCGAAUGGACAUUCCACCUUUACCACAAGCUGUCGUGGCUGAAGUGGCUUUAAGGAGUGGAUCCGAGUCAGUAGCUUCCGAGGACUUCGGCAAUGAAGAAGAUGACUAUGAUGAUGAUGAGGACGAUUUAAGCGACGAGGAACACAAUUCAUCGAGCGGCUUUGUAGAGAGCACAGAUAGUGCUUCGUCCGGUAUAGAUACCUCAGUUUACGAAACAGAACCAUCUACCUAUACCUCGGAUAAUUCUGAUAGUGAAUCUGAUUAUCUUUUUGAUGUCACCGCGGAUGAUAGUGCAUCGGAUGAUGAGAAUGCUAGCAACGUCAGCUUGGCCGGAUCAAGCUCUAAGGGCUCUGUCGAACUAACCAGCACCGGCGAGUCUUCGGAUGAUGAAUCGAUUACUGUGACUAACGCCUUUCCAGUACAGAGCCUUGCAAAUAGUGCCCAGUCUAUGUGGGUGAAAACUUUCAACACGCAGUACCAAUUCAUAGCCAACCAUGUGGCCAAUCACUUUAAAAACUCUAACUAAAUUGCUGUGAAGGCGAAACUAGUCGAAACUCAGGCAUUAUAAUUAACUAAUAACUUCGGUCAGAAACAAAAUGGAACAGUUCCAAGAGGCUGUAUCAGUCUCUUUCUCUCUCACUCUUUACAUCCUUAUAUCCUAGUCUGUUAACACUUUUUCUUUCACUUGAAUACUCAAUAUCAAGAUAGUUGAUAAACCUAAACUUGUUAUAGAUUUUGGAAUACGAACAAUGAAUGUUUUGUAUGCAAACAAUAAAGUGCAGAAUUUGUUACCAAAAAUAAAUGAAAUAUAAAACGAA
Drosophila eugracilis is the source of this 3514-nucleotide messenger RNA. RefSeq names its product probable ATP-dependent RNA helicase DDX20. The transcript has 3 exons. The record is from RefSeq and is a predicted model, not a curated record. Gene Ontology annotation, molecular function: nucleic acid binding; RNA helicase activity; ATP binding. Lineage: Eukaryota; Metazoa; Arthropoda; Insecta; Diptera; Drosophilidae. Bases 85 to 3222 code for a protein of 1045 amino acids.